Messenger RNA from Micropterus salmoides (largemouth bass), 1180 nucleotides. It is a transcript of the gene dpm3, whose product is annotated as dolichyl-phosphate mannosyltransferase subunit 3, regulatory. Bases 97 to 375 code for a protein of 92 amino acids. Gene Ontology annotation, cellular component: dolichol-phosphate-mannose synthase complex; endoplasmic reticulum membrane. The transcript is spliced from 2 exons. NCBI's taxonomy places the organism in Eukaryota, Metazoa, Chordata, Actinopteri, Centrarchiformes, Centrarchidae. Gene Ontology annotation, biological process: GPI anchor biosynthetic process. The record is from RefSeq and is a predicted model, not a curated record.
GCUUGCUACGUCAUAAAUCUGCGCAGGGCUGAGGUGGCAUUUGAAAGGAGGUUGUUUUCUGGCUGCUCACCUGAAGUCCCCGCGGCACCUCUCAUCAUGACGAAACUUCUGGAGUGGCUAUUUGGUGUGUCGGUGGUGGGCGCAGUCUGGGCUUUGGUCACUUUCGACCUGUUGGAAUUGAGCCUGCCGCAGACUUACAGAGAGGUUGCCUGGCCGAUGCCUCUGUAUCUGCUGAUUUCAUUUGGAUGCUAUUCCCUGGGGAUGGUGGGAUACAGAGUGGCCACCUUCAAUGACUGUGACGAGGCAGCGCAAGAGCUACAGGAGCAGAUAAAAGAAGCCAAAGAGGACUUGAGGAAAAAAGGCUUAAAGAUGUAGAUCAUUAGAAGGACUAUGUAGAAACAUUUGAGAGACUGAAAGGGAUGCACGGACCACUUUCACACACAACUAAGUGUCUGCACUUGUGAUACUGGAGUCACUUAUAAAGUGAAAUGUGUUGGAUGAGCCUGAACUCUAUACUGACACCCUCAUUUUUGUUUCCAGCAGACAUGAUCCGAACAUCAAUCAUAAGAACCCGUUAUCCAGCAGUCUUUUUCGGUAUCAUGUCUUUCAGAUUAGAUAUUGAUCAGAUGUGCUUCAGGAAAUUAGAAAUUAAUGGCAUAAUGGAUGAUUGUCUGGGUUACGCAUUCUUGACAACAGAGCAGUUUGUACCUUGUUAUCAUUCUCAUCCUCUAUCAUUUAAAGACCUCUUUUAUAAAGUAACUUAAUGAUAUUCACCAUCGGUUUCUGUUCGAAUCAGUUUGUAGCAGGUGGGUUUUACUGAUUGACACACUUUAAACCAGCAGCUAAAUGGAGAACACACAUGGAGUUUUCUUUGUUGGUAAACUACACACAGUUUAAUUGCCCUGAGAACCACUGGCAUCUGUAACUGGUCACUGAAAUGCCAACAAAUAAAACCCAAAUGUUACACUGGUUUCCAUCAGAUGCUUACAAUCUGUGUCAGCUCCAAAAUAGUACUGCACAGUAUGGACCUUGCUUUAUGUGUGUGGCUAGAGAUUGUAGCUCGUCAGUAUAGAUGGACUAGAUUUUAUCUGUAAAGAAUUGUACAUUCCCUUGUCCAAUUUCAGUCUUGUGCCCCAGGGCUGUUGCUGGAGUUAAUUAAACUGGAGUCUUUUUUUCUUGA